Messenger RNA from Chrysemys picta bellii (western painted turtle), 3796 nucleotides. RefSeq names its product glucosamine (UDP-N-acetyl)-2-epimerase/N-acetylmannosamine kinase (gene GNE). NCBI's taxonomy places the organism in Eukaryota, Metazoa, Chordata, Testudines, Emydidae. The record is from RefSeq and is a predicted model, not a curated record. Gene Ontology annotation, biological process: UDP-N-acetylglucosamine metabolic process. Gene Ontology annotation, molecular function: N-acylmannosamine kinase activity; hydrolase activity, hydrolyzing O-glycosyl compounds; UDP-N-acetylglucosamine 2-epimerase activity.
UGCUGUGAGGUCUCUAGUGUAGACCUAUAAAGUGGUAUGCAUCGGCAGUACAGUAUUUGACUGCAUUUACAGAGAGCCUCUGCACAGUAACUGAAAACUAAACUCUUCAUUCAGGAUUUUAGGAAACUGUAGGGACUCAAACUAAGGUUGGGAAAAGCCAUCUGCCAAUGAAGAUAAACUUUAAAAGGCAGCAACUUCAGAUGAAGAGAAGGCUUUGCUAGAAGCAAGUCUGCUGAUCUUAAUUUCAUUAGUGAUGAAACCAGCAAAAACUCAGUUUCUAUGAGCGUUCUGAUCUAAUUAGCUUGAUGUUAUACUGUGAGUGUUCAUGAACUAUCAGGAGUGAGUGCUCUCAGGACUCAAGUUAACAGAAGCGGGAUUUGAUAUGGAGCAGUGAGGAAAAGAGGUCUGCGACACCUCAGGAAGGCAUAAUAGAAGGAAGUAUUUACCUAAUAUGUUAAUAUGAAGCCACGAAAACUGAGUCACUUCUGUAGGAGGAUAUAACUUCCUUAUUUGGCUAUUAGUUAGCAAGAGAUUGAAACGAUGUAAGAGUUUCUGGGGAGGAGGAGAUUUAUUGAGCAAUGUGCACACAGUGAAACUCUGAGGACAAAAAGAGAUCACUCUUCUAAUGUAAUGUAAAUAUGACAGACUUCCCAAUAUUUGUUCUGUAGUUUGGAAGUGACAAGUGACCUUUUGACAACAAGAGACUAAUGGUGUGUAGGUGCGGUCAGAAAACAUUCAGGGCCUGAUCCCACAGCCCUUUAACUCUUUGUUAACUUUUCAGGCCCUUGGUAAGCAUUUAAUUAAAUGUACAUGCCUAUUACAAGUUGACUCCUUUAAAGCACUCAUGACCUAGGUGGCCAGGUACACUGUGUGCAGUGAUGUGAAUUCAAGCAUCUUGUAGAUUUUUUCCUUUCAUGACAUCUAGCGUUAUGCCUUUAUUUUUCUCCUCUGUGUCAACACUUCUGCACCAAACUGUGAGCUGGCACCAUUCUCAGCCCUGUUCUACAGACAUUCACUGAAGGUUUCCUGCCUCAGGACUGCUCAGCCUUUACCUCUCCCCAGAGGCCACUCCUGCCUCCUUUAUAUCCAGAUUGGGGUAACGAGUCUUCAGUGGAUUUGACUAACACACUGAACCCUUUCCCAGCAGGCUCAACACCUGCUAACAAGGAACUGUAUUUCAAGAAUCUUUCCAGACAAAAACAAAUCAUGGAGAAGAAUGGGAACAACCGAAAACUUCGGGUUUGCGUUGCUACUUGCAACCGAGCUGAUUAUUCAAAAUUAGCUCCUAUUAUGUUUGGCAUUAAGGCGGAACCACAGUUCUUUGAGCUUGAUGUCGUGGUGCUUGGCUCCCAUCUGAUUGAUGACUAUGGUAACACCUACCGUAUGAUUGAACAAGACGACUUUGACAUUCACACGAGGUUGCACACCAUAGUGAGAGGCGAGGAUGAGGCAGCCAUGGUGGAGUCAGUAGGCCUUGCGUUAGUAAAGCUACCGGAUGUCCUCAACCGUCUGAAACCUGACAUAGUGAUCGUUCAUGGGGACAGAUUUGAUGCUCUGGCACUAGCCACAUCUGCAGCCUUGAUGAAUAUUCGGAUUCUUCAUAUUGAAGGCGGGGAAGUCAGUGGGACCAUAGAUGACUCAAUCAGACAUGCCAUAACCAAACUGGCUCAUUUCCAUGUGUGUUGCACAAGAAGUGCAGAGCAGCAUUUGAUAUCCAUGUGCGAAGAUCAUGAUCGUAUCCUCUUGGCUGGCUGUCCUUCAUAUGACAAGCUUCUCUCCUCCAAAAAUAAAGACUACAUGAGUAUUAUACGUAUGUGGAUAGGUGAAGAUGUAAAACCAAGAGAUUAUAUAGUCGCUCUGCAGCACCCUGUGACCACGGAUAUUAAACAUUCCAUAAAGAUGUUUGAACUAACGUUGGAUGCACUCAUCUCCUUUAACAAAAGGACGCUAGUUCUGUUCCCAAACAUCGAUGCAGGAAGCAAAGAGAUGGUUCGGGUGAUGAGGAAGAAGGGCAUUGAGCAUCAUCCCAAUUUUCGAGCAGUAAAGCAUGUUCCGUUUGAGCAGUUCAUCCAGUUAGUGGCACAUGCUGGCUGUGUGAUUGGUAACAGCAGCUGUGGUGUUCGAGAGGUGGGAGCGUUUGGAACUCCUGUCAUCAAUCUGGGAACACGUCAAAUAGGAAGAGAAACAGGCGAAAAUGUUCUUCAUGUUCGUGAUGCUGACACACAGGACAAAAUACUACAAGCUUUGCAUCUCCAGUUUGGACAACAGUAUCCUUGCUCAAAAAUAUAUGGGGAUGGUAAUGCUGUCCCAAGAAUUCUGAAGUUCCUCAAAUCUAUUGACCUCAAAGAGCCACUGCAGAAGAAGUUCUGCUUCCCUCCUGUAAAGGAGAACAUCUCACAAGAUAUUGACCAUAUCCUAGAAACUCAGAGUGCCUUGGCUGUGGAUCUAGGUGGAACAAAUCUCCGGGUAGCGAUAGUCAGUAUGAAGGGUGAAAUAGUGAAGAAAUAUACCCAGCUCAAUCCUAAAACCUAUGAGGACAGAAUAGGAUUGAUUCUCAAGAUGUGUAUGGAGGCUGCAUCAGAAGCUGUAAAUCUGAACUGCAGAAUUUUGGGAGUGGGUAUUUCUACAGGUGGACGGGUGAAUCCCCGAGAAGGAAUCGUGCUUCAUUCCACAAAGCUCAUUCAGGAGUGGAGUUCUGUUGAUCUGAGGACCCCGAUAUCUGAUGCUCUGCACUUGCCAGUCUGGGUGGACAAUGAUGGCAACUGUGCUGCUCUGGCAGAGAGGAAAUUUGGGCACGGAAAAGGAGUGGAAAAUUUUGUAACGCUAAUCACUGGUACAGGAAUUGGAGGUGGAAUCAUUCAUCAACAUGAAUUGAUCCAUGGAAGUUCCUUUUGUGCUGCUGAACUUGGACACAUUGUGGUGUCUCUAGAAGGACCAGAGUGCCUGUGUGGGAGCCAUGGAUGUAUAGAAGCAUAUGCCUCUGGAAUAGCCUUGCAGAGAGAAGCUAAAAAACUACAUGAUGAGGAUCUGUUGUUAGUGGGCGGAAUGUCAGUGAAGACGGAAGAGACCAUUAGUGCUGUGCAUCUCAUUCAGGCAGCUAAACUUGGGAAUGCAAAGGCUGACAGCAUUCUCAGAACAGCUGGGACAGCUCUAGGCCUUGGAGUGGUGAAUAUCCUGCACACCAUGAACCCCUCUCUAGUGAUCCUUUCUGGAGUUUUAGCAGGCCAUUACGUUAACAUCGUCAAAGACGUGAUCCGUCGGCAGGCUUUGUUCUCUGCUGAGACAGUGGAUGUAGUUGUCUCAAAUCUGGCGGACCCUGCUCUGCUUGGAGCUGCUAGUCUGGUGCUAGAUUACAGUACACGCCGAAUAUACUAGGUACCUGGGGAAGUUCCAGAAAUGGACAGUCCAGCUGUAUAACUGUUCUGGGGGGCGGGGGAAAUACUGUGCCCAGAGUAUUUCCUGCUGACCAUCAGCUUUAUCUUCUGUAGUAAAGCAGACUAGUGUUUUAGGUAGUUAGUUACUACUUCAGUAUUUCCUUAUUGUAGUAAUACCUCUUUGUAUUUUUUUCUACAUUUUAGCCAAGUUCAGAUGAAGUAAUGUGCAUUUCCAUUUUUUUGUUCACCUCUGUAGCUUGGGAGCUCAGGUGUUGCUUAAGCGAUGCUAGAAAGACUUAUCCAUAAGCACAUUCCAGUGUUCUCCCGGGAUAUAUUUGGUGAGGUGUGCCAAGUUCUAGACAACACUUGGGAACCUUGGUCCUGUCUCGUAACUCUGUGAAACUAGAAAAGCCUGCAAACAA